Molecule: messenger RNA, 672 nt
Organism: Mesorhabditis spiculigera
Lineage: Eukaryota; Metazoa; Nematoda; Chromadorea; Rhabditida; Rhabditidae
Source: the annotation of a GenBank genome assembly
AUGACGACCGCCCAUCGACCGACGUUCAACCCGGCCCGCGGAGGCAAUGAUAGGUCGGAGGGUGACCUGUCGAAGCUGUCGGCCCAAUACUCGAGCAAGGACAUGCCCUCGCACACCAAGAUCAAGUACCGCCAGCAGGGCCAGGGCACCAGCGACGAGCUCAGGAAGCGGGACCUGCGCCGUGAGCUCGAGGACAAGGAGCGCUCGGCAGCGCGGGAGAAACGCGCUGGACGCGAGGGCGGAUCGAGCUCCUCCUCGAAGAAGCCGCGUUUCGAGGAGAUUGCCGCCUCGACGAAAGAUAUCGACGCUGACGAGCCGCUCGAGGAGGUCAACGACUCGGACGAUGAUUCUGAUGAUGAUGACACGGCCGCGUUGAUGGAGGAGCUGGCGAGGAUCAAGAAGGAGAGGGCUGUCGAGAGGGAGGCAAAAGAAGACAAGGAAAAGGAGGAACAGGAAAAAAUCCGCAUGGACAACGUGCUGCACGGGAACCCGCUGCUGAACUUUGACAAGGAGCAGGGCGAGGAGGGCUUCAAGGUGCGGCGGCGCUGGGACGAUGAUGUCGUUUUUAAGAACUGUGCUAAAGGCCUCGACGAGCGCAAGAAGGAGUCGACGUUCAUCAACGACGCCAUCCGCUCCGAGUUCCACCGGAAAUUCAUGGACAAAUACGUCAAA